GCAAAUAGCAACAUACGUACGUUGGGCGUUGAUGAAAAGGCAUUUCCUUGCGUUGUCGAUUUGAGCAGUAAUUUCGUCUUUCUUUUCAUUUUUUUGUCCAUAAGACAUAGAAGGAAUUGUUACUUUUAGUUAUAGAGAAAUAUCUGAUCUAGCAAUCGACUUGCAGAUCACCACAAAGGAUGGAUGUUCCCCAGUGGGUCAAGACCUUUAUCUGUUUGGCUGUAGUUGUGGUGUCAGCUUCAGCAACACAAUCUGAAGAAAUUGAAGACAACAAAAUAUCGAUUCGAUUUGAUAAAGUCAACCUGAAGCAGUGGAAUGAGAAUGAAAACGAUCCUACCAACAAAUUCCAAUUGAUUGUCGCCAGGAGCGUUUCUGACUACUGCUCGGGCUCUGACUGUUCACUGGGAGAAAACGGCUCAUCCACCACUCCAUUUACUGUCAGUGACAUCAUGAUUCUAGAGGGUUACCCGACUGAUGAAAAUGCCGACGUCCAGAUUGUGUUCUAUGUGUCCAUCGCUAACCAACAGAAAUCUGAGAGUGGUAACCAGUUCGCUCUGAAGAAAUCAAUCCUGGAAGUAAUUUUGAAGGCUCACUUGAUGGACAUCGCUAACGCUACCAGUUACAGUGUGGUUUUCAUCGGGGAUGAGCGUGUCGGUGCACCGUUAGACGGCACACUGAACACCAUCAUUAUCCCCAUUGCCAUUGCUACACUGGUACUCCUCAUCCUCAUCACGUUGUGCCUUCACUUCAAUGAAAAACGACAAGAGAAGCAGAGGAAGGGAUUGACCACCAUCAAGCGGGGGGAUAUACCUAGCAACGAUGCUCACAGUGAGGGAAUAGUCCUGACGUCAGUCAACAAGAACUCGGGCAAGGAAAAGCGAAAAGGUUGUCGAGAACCGAGACGCAAGAAGAGAACAGGCAGCAGCAGAAAUGGAAAGACUUGGGAAGAUCUGGGAUCAGCCAUGACCACCCAGCAUAUAGAUGUCCAUCCUAUCCCUCAAGUAAAUGGAACAAACUCAAUACCCGCCACCUCACACCCUCCAAAUUGUCAAAGCAUUGACGGUUUCCAUUCAGUACUGAACAGCUACACCAGCUCCAACAUGCAGCUUGAGUCUUGCAACACAGCCCCGGUAAGAACAAGGCGAGGCAAGAUGGCUCGGUCGCGGCAAAUCGACCCGCCGGCAUACGUAACUUUAGACGGUGCAGCGGAUUUCCUCGAGGACGCAGACACUGCGAGCCACUCCUCUAAUCUAGGAUGCAUCAAUCAUGUCAUUGAUGCAGACAGUGGCUCCCAGAGCUCCCACAUGAGGGCAGCAGACAGGGAAUACCUUCUCAAGCCUGCUGGUCGGUUACCCCCACUGGACAAAGUUUAAAAUAGCACAUCAUGUGCAAUUAAAACUGUCGCUGUCAUUGUUUGUGACCCAUCAUGUAUUGCUUUCAAUCUCAAAGCUCUUGAUAUAUUAAAAGAACAAAGAAAACCAAGUUUUAAUCCAUUUAUGCUGCUGCUGCUAUGUUAGUGGUUUUUUAAAGAAUUUUUUUACACUUUUUGAAAUACUUCCUGAAGUAGGAUUUCAGCAUGGAUAUGUGCAUGAUAUAUUAAGGUAUUAGUAUGCAAUAGUUACAUGUACGUGGUGGUUGCAAUAUCUGUGAACUAUACUCUAUACAGUACUGAACACGUUGCCAUUUUUCAAGUUUUUAGGCUCCCUUGACAUUUUUUGGUAUUUUGUACAUGUCUAAACUUGGGACAUUCCUGUUCCAUGAUCUUGAACUUACCAUUAUGAAUAUGGCUCGUGGUUUUCGUGUGACAGGGUUUUAUUCUUUUUUUGUAACCUCAGAAAAUAUGUGAAGACAAUUUUACUCGCAGUGCGCCCCACAGAGUUUCAGUACUGCACAAUCCAUAUUUAAUACUGUAAUGUUCAGUCACUUGACAGUACUUUGCUUUUUAGUAAUUUGAACAAAGGACCGGGCAUUAUCCUUUAAAAGGUUUGAAAAAAAAGUAUAAACAAGUUUCAUCUAGCAAUUCAGUCAUUAUUCUCUGUUAGUGUUUCCUUCUGCCUUUCAUACGCUGGAUUAUUUUUGAGAACGUACGUGGGAAAAAAUGUUCGAAAUUACGUAAGCAGUUGCACAUUAUUAUGUGUUUGCACUAUUAAAAGAAAGUCCGCCUUUCAGAGCAUUCUGACUUUCAGAAGUCAGAUCAAGUGAGAUGUGAACAGAACUUGACCUGGAAAUUGUCUGCAGGUGUGUGCGUUUGUUUUCUGUCCUGCAGUGCGUCUGUCACUGUAAUAACACAAGUGAUUCACUUGAAUUUGUAGAUAAACCCUUGCAUGCACAUCACAUCCACUAAAACACUCCAUUUUGGGAACUAUUGUUUUGGAAUUCUUGUAAAAUUACAAGAGGAAACAACUAUUUUUUGUGAACUCUUUCAAGGCAUUUAUGAAAUCAUAAUUAUACAGACCCUGAGCUUAAAUUGAACUCACAGAAUUGCCACAAUUUGGAAGAAACGUUCUGUUAAUUACUGCUAAAAUAAGCAUUAGUAGACAGAUAUCCAUGAAUCUUCUACAAGCAUUAUAUGGUAGGGUUUCUUUUUUCACUUUCCCAUUUGAUCUGUCAAGCCUGCGAACAAAUUGACAAUCAAUCAUUGUCUUUAAUUGGCCAGUAUUUUGUUGUUUUUGGGUAUGGUGGUACAUAUACCGAGAAUGAGUGGGCUGUAAAUGAUGGGUACAUGUACAGUGUAUUAGCAAGGACAGAGAACAAACUGCAGGGUGGUUCGUACUUGGUGUGAAAGCAUACAAGGAACUCGGAAUGGUGGCAUCAGAUUGAAUCCCUGAGCUGUGAAUGUCUGCAUUUUAGCUGCCACAUAUUUCACUGGCAAUGCGCUGUGAUAUUGACAUUGCUUUGGUUUGGUGCAUGCUUGAAAUCUGAACCAACCUUGAACAGGAAACAGCUCUCUUCUUUGGUCGCAUUUCUUAGAGCUGUUGACCUGGAAAAGGCUGCUUAGCAAGUUGACAAAAUUUCUGCACCAAGCAAAAAAUUCAGCAAGUAGUUGUGAUUUUACAAUGCUUGAAUCCAUGUUGGACCGCGGACUGUUUUUUUUUUUGCUCUGCCAAUAUUUUUAGGGACAGCAUAUAAACGGACUACUACGUUGCUUACAUGUUCAAGUGAAACUUACAUUUAGUCUCGUCAAAGCUAUCUCAUUCAUUUCGUACAUUUAACAGGCACCAAGUUAAACAGUUUCAAGUUUCUAGUAUCUAUGAUGAUUUUGUAUAUUUAUUUCUUUUUAAUACCAAGGUUUCAAGGAAUAGUGUACAUGUAUUUGCUGUGUAUAAAUGAAGGUGAGUUAUUUUACGGUUUCAAAGAAAUAUUUGGAAUGUAUUUAGAGAGACUUGUUUGUCAGUAAAAAGCGGUGAACUGAUUCAAUAGUUAUUUCCAUUUUCAAACCUUCUGAUACACAAUAAUCUGAUUUGCAAAAUGUGUUACUAUUAAACCUCUUUAGUUCUUACAUUCUAGUCAGACUAAAAAUUAUUGAUGCAUGUACUGAACUGAUCCAAAGUUCACAUCUCGUGUUGGUUUGUUACUAACUGGAGAUCUUUCAGAUAAACCUCUUAAGUUCUGGCCAUGGUGUUUAUACUCACUUCUUAUUCUCAUACAAUGCGUGUUGCAUUUAUCUGUUUCUAAAUAAAAGAGUGGAAAAUUGAAA
Molecule: messenger RNA, 3697 nt
Organism: Acanthaster planci (crown-of-thorns starfish)
Lineage: Eukaryota; Metazoa; Echinodermata; Asteroidea; Valvatida; Acanthasteridae
Source: RefSeq, a predicted model, not a curated record